GUGCAUCUAUAUCUUGAUGACUAGAUAUUCAUUUCUGGAUAUAUUUCGCCUAUUUCAUGCAGCUAUCCAAGAAAAACUCAAAUGAUCUGUGAACGGUCUUGACUGUUUAGACGUGUGUACUACAUAUCCCAGCACCACCCUCGAAUGAUAGCGUAAUUUCCGAUUACGUCCUAGACGUUACGUUUCAUUUACGCACAACCUCGCUUGGGCUGAAAAUAAUACACUCUGGACAGUGUGAUAAUGGUGUAAUUCUUGACGUUUUUAUUCGACUCGAGUUUAUUUUGGGCGGUCGGGCGUUUUAACCGGACAAAGGGAACUCGGCCAGCUGUUAAAGAGGAAGUCGGCUGUCAAACCCAGGGGCCGCGGCGCGAUGCAUGCUGCCAGCGAGAAAGCUUCUCUCUCCGGGACGCUUGUCCCAGCGAGGCCGGACACUGCUCUCGCCGUGAUACAGACGCCGGAGGACACAAAGAAGCUCAAGAGGAAAAUCCUCGAUGAAGACACUUACAUCGAGAGUUUAGAAAAGAUCAUCCAGAGAGACUUCUUCCCCGAUGUGACUAAACUUCAAGCCCAGAAAGAUUACUUGGAGGCCGAAGAAAAUGGGGACCAUGAGAAAAUGAGAGAGAUCGCCAUAAAAUACGGAUCAUCUUUGACAAAGUCCACGCCACGCACCUCUGUACCAUAUGCGACUCCAGCUACUUUCGAAACCCCCGAAGGUCAGCCCGGCUCUCCCUCUUUGUCCCUAAACAAGCUGCGGCAGGGGACAAAAGCUACGGAAGAAGGGAGUAAGGAGGAGGAGGAGGGAAAGGAGUUGCCAUCCCUGGAUCGCUUCCUGGCAAAAGCCACCAGCGAGGACAACGCUUCCUUCGAGCAGAUCAUGGAGCUUGCCAAGGACAAGGAGAAGCUGAAACAUGCCUGGAUGUACGAGGCCGAGCUGGAAUCCGCAAAGCGACACGAGGAGAUCCUGGCUUUGCCGUCUUCGGAGAAGCAGGCCAUCGAGUGCGGCAAGGCGGGCGUGGAAACCUGGGAGUACAAGGCAAAGAAUGCCCUGAUGUACUAUCCUGAGGGUGUCAAGGACGACGAUGCCGUGUUCAAGAAGCCGCGGGAGGUGGUGCAUAAGAACACACGGUUCGUGGGAGACCCCUUCAGCAGGGCGCUGAACAAGAGCCAGCUGCAGCAGGCCGCCGCCCUCAAUGCGCAGUUCAAACAGGGGAAAGUUGGUCCCGACGGCAAAGAGCUCAUCCCACACGAGUCCCCCAAGGUGAAUGGAUUUGGUUUUGUGGGGACGCCUUCCCCUGCUCCUGGUGUGGCGGAUUCUCCUUUGAUGACCUGGGGUGAGAUAGAAAGCACCCCGUUCCGCCUCGAUGGAUCUGACACUCCUUAUUCAGAGAGGAACCUCGGACCAUCCUUUAAGAUUCCCGAGCCAGGGAGGAGAGAGAGGCUGGGUCUGAAAAUGGCUAAUGAGGCCGCGGCCAAAAACCGGGCGAAGAAACAGGAAGCGCUGCGGAAGGUUACGGAAAACCUGGCGAGUUUGACCCCGAAAGGCCUGAACCCUGCACUGUCCCCAGCACUGCAGAGACUUGUGAACAGGACGUCUAGCAAGUACACAGACAAAGCUCUGAGGGCCAGCUACACACCAUCACCCGCACACGGGACCGCGGGAGGCAAGACGCCCGGGGGCGGCCUUGUGACUCCCACCAGUACCCCCACGCCCACCAGUGCCGGGACCCCCACAUCCCAGGACCCUGCCUCCAUCACAGAUAACCUCCUGCAACUUCCCAAGAGGAAGAAGGCGUCGGACUUCUUCUGAACUCUUGGGUAGUGGAUUCUUGCGUGUUCUUCGGAAAGGUCCAAUCCGGACGCUGGACUGUCUGAUGGGGAGGAUAUCUGUGUGCCGCAGCGAGGUUCUUGGGGCCUUAGUGCUUUGUUACUGAACUCGGACAUCACUGCAGGUAUACAAAGGCACAUGUCAGUGUGGUAUGCAUCAACAGUGACAGAAGAUGCUUUGUUUGGGGAAUCUAAACAUUUUGUACAGUUAUUUUUUUUUUUAUGAUCUAAAUAUAUUAUGCUUAUAUUUAAGAUCUGUGUUGGUCUCUUUUUUUGCAUUAUACAAUGGUGAUUUGAUGCACAGGAAUGUUUUGUGUGACACAUGCCCUUAAGCUUAAAUAUUCCUAUUAGUGUUAUUGAAGUACCAGUUUUUUUUUCGGUGUAUUUUUUUCUAGUACAAAAAUACAUUUACUAUAUCAACAACUGGAGCUGCUUCUAUGCUUGAACUAAUGGGAAGCCUUUUUUAAGGGUGCUUUGACCCUUGGUCCUGUGAACCUGUGGUCAGAACUGGGUUCCAUCUGGACCUCCUUGUCACUGUGGGUUGCUUGGUCAGUGGGCUUCUUGCUCUGAUUCUUCUUGAAAAAAGCCUUUUGCAACUAGGUCCAUCUAGGUCUCCCCUGUGGCCCAGUUCCAGGGAUAACAUGUGGGGGAAGUAGAAUCAGAUCCUUGCACUGUGCUCGCAGGUUAUAUGACGCUGGGAAAUGAACAAGGAGCUGUUUUUGAAUCUUGACCAUUUUCUUGAUAUUGGAAUUGUUGUAUGACACUGACCCAGUGAUCAUGAUGAAUAAAAUAAUACCUGUG
Molecule: messenger RNA, 2625 nt
Organism: Paramormyrops kingsleyae
Lineage: Eukaryota; Metazoa; Chordata; Actinopteri; Osteoglossiformes; Mormyridae
Gene: ess2
Product: ess-2 splicing factor homolog
Cellular component (GO): catalytic step 2 spliceosome
Source: RefSeq, a predicted model, not a curated record